AUGUCAACAACAACUACACAAACUACAGAAUCAGUUCCUUCAACUCUGAAAGUGGAAAGUAAACACCAUGAAGGUUUUGAACAAGUUGCUGAAGGUGUUUCAAACAUAACAUUUGGUGGUGAUGAUUUAGCAUAUCCAUAUAGAAAACCAGAAUUUAAAGAUAAAUAUGAAGAACGUAAAUGGGUUUUGGAACAUACCGCUGCUGCUUUUAGAUAUUUAGCAAGAUUUAAUUAUCAAGAAGGUGCUUCAGGUCAUAUUUCUGUUAGAGAUCCAGUUGAUCCACAUACUUUUUGGAUUAAUCCAUUAGGUAGACAUUUUGGUUUAAUGAGAGCUAAAGAUUUAGUUCAUAUUAAUGAAAAAGGUGAAGUUAUUGGUGGUAAUAAACAUGUUGUUAAUGCAGCGGGUUUCCAAAUCCAUUCAGAAAUUCAUCAAGCAAGACCAGAUGUUAAUGCUGCUGUUCAUAGUCAUUCUAUUUAUGGUAAAGCUUAUAGUGCAUUUGGUAAACCAUUAGAAAUGUUGAAUCAAGAUUCUACAUUAUUUUAUAAAUCACAUACUGUUUAUAAUACAUUUGGUGGUGUUGUUUUUGAAAAUGAAGAAGGUAAAAGAUUGGCUAAAGCUUUGGGAGAUAAUAGAUGUAUUAUUUUACAAAAUCAUGGGUUAUUAACAACAGGUUCCACUGUGGAUGAAGCUGCUUAUUUAUUUGGUUUAAUGGAAAGAACUUGUCAAGUUCAAAUGAUUGCUGAUCAACAUCCAGAAACUAAAAUCUUGAUUGAUGAAGAAGAAGCUACUUAUACUGCACAUAUGAUUGCUGAUCCAGAAUCUGUUCAUGCUGAAUUUGCACCAGAAUAUGAAUGGGAAUUAGAAACCAGUAAUGGAGCAUUUUUAUUUAAAGAUGAAUCAUACAAAACUGACGCAUUUUGGUAA
Molecule: messenger RNA, 924 nt
Organism: Hansenula ciferrii
Lineage: Eukaryota; Fungi; Ascomycota; Saccharomycetes; Phaffomycetales; Wickerhamomycetaceae
Exons: 1
Coding region: 1-924 (307 amino acids)
Cellular component (GO): cytoskeleton
Molecular function (GO): actin filament binding
Source: RefSeq, a predicted model, not a curated record